UCCAGGCACACAGACUGGGUAUAAAUACAGGUUCCAUCCUUUUCCAAAUCAAACUGUUUGCUCAUCCUCUCUGCAUCAGGCAUCACUACAGCAAAGAUGGCAUCAGGAUUUCGCUUGGCUUUCAUCCUCUGUUUGGCCGGCGUACUGUUGAUUUCAGAAACUUGGUCCUGCAGUCAAGGCUGUCCUUCAGGUUGGACUCGUUAUGGCUCUCGCUGUUUUCGCGUUGUGACCGCUCGAAGGAAUGUGGCUACUGCAGAGCGCACCUGCAUUGCUCUUGGUGGGAACCUGGCCUCAAUCCACAGCUCCGGUGAAAACAAUUUCGUUAGGGGCCUGAUUUUCCGAAGGUAUCGCUCAUAUCCAAGAACCUGGAUUGGGUUGACUGAUGCAAUACAGGAGAGAAUCUGGAUGUGGACGGAUGGUUCGAGGGUUCGCUUUGCCCGCUGGGGUCGUCGCGAGCCUAACAACAGUGGAAAUGAAGACUGCACCGAAAUUAACUUUAGAAGAUACUAUUGGAAUGACGAGAAAUGUCACAACAGGAGGCCUUUCGUUUGUGCCAGGAGACGGUGAUACAUCCCGCCAUCUGCUGUCAUAUUUACCAUUACGAGACCACUUCCGCUAUGACGACGUUACUUCGCUAAAAGCCAACAUGCUCUAAUGCUUCACUUCCAAUUUAAUGCCUCCAUAUCAGUAAAUAUCUCUCCUGAUUAUUCAUUAUGAAUAGAAUAAACCUGACAUCAUAUCAUAAUAAGUAAACUGAUUGAACUGUGAUUAAAAAAUAGGCUUUUUAUGACGGUGGGGGGAUUAUGUUUUUUGUGAUUCUUUUAUUUACUGGCAUAUAUUAACACAAUUUAAUAUGGGUGACAAGAAAAUCAAUAUGUAAACGAACUACAAUGAAAUAAAAUAAUCUGAUAGCAUAA
This is a messenger RNA of Sebastes umbrosus (honeycomb rockfish), 917 nucleotides long. RefSeq names its product galactose-specific lectin nattectin-like. The transcript is spliced from 7 exons. Lineage: Eukaryota; Metazoa; Chordata; Actinopteri; Perciformes; Sebastidae. The record is from RefSeq and is a predicted model, not a curated record. Bases 97 to 567 code for a protein of 156 amino acids.